UGGGAAAAAUAUCCCCACCAACGGUUUAUUUUGCUUUGUUUUCCGGUGAAAUUGAAGAGCGCUCUCUCGGAGAAACUCAAGAAAACCACCAUUUCCAUCUCCGUCGCCGCCAUGGAAGGAGGUGGAGGAACAUUGUCGGAGAUUCACCAAUCCGCGAAGAAACUUCUACUUAGAUCUCGCGACGGUCUUGAACGUCUCGAACGCCUCGAGUACUCAGCCACCGCAGGCACCGGCGCCGACACGGAGCUUUCGUUCGCUGUGAAGAAGGACAUCACUCAGAUCCAAUCCCUCUGCGUGGAGAUGGAGCGCCUCUGGCGAUCCGUAACCGCAAAACCUCAACGCGAUCUCUGGAAAAGAAAAGUGGAACAAAUAGCUGAGGAGGCUGAAUCACUAAGAGCAAGUUUAGAUAAAUAUAACUUACGGCAUCAGAAACGGAUGAGAGAAGCUAAUGAGAGAGCAGAACUGUUGGAACGAGCUAAUGGGGAUUCUGCUCAUGUUCUGAGAAUUUUUGAUGAGGAGGCACAAGCAGUACAUUCAGUUCGCGCUUCUGCCCGGGAACUAGAAAAUGCAAACGCAAUUGGGGAAGCCAUCCUUUCUUCAAUACAUGGUCAAAGAGAACGCUUGAAGAGUGCACAUAGAAAAGCAUUGGACAUUCUGAAUACAGUUGGGAUAUCUAACUCUGUUUUGAGGCUAAUUGAGAGACGAAACCGUGUCGACCAAUGGAUCAAAUAUGCAGGAAUGCUAUUGACUCUCAUUUUCCUGUUCGCAUUUGUUUUCUGGAGACAUUGAUCAUCAUUCUCAGUCAGAUGUUGAAAAUCUGAAACUUCACGAAGUAUAUUUGGCAGAAAUAAGCGAAACUUCAACAGCUUGUGCGUCAUGUGGCUGUAUAAUUCAUGUAACUGCUUACACCAUACUCAUUUCACAAAAUAUAUUUUAGCCUACUCUAGAUCUGCACUAUUUGUUUCCAUUUUCCAUCUUAGAUUUCAAUUCCCAAGAGAUGCUUGAUAAAACAGAUUUUGAAUUUACAUGGUCAGAAAAAACAAUUGUAUACUA
Molecule: messenger RNA, 1053 nt
Organism: Vigna unguiculata (cowpea)
Lineage: Eukaryota; Viridiplantae; Streptophyta; Magnoliopsida; Fabales; Fabaceae
Product: membrin-11-like
Biological process (GO): vesicle fusion; vesicle-mediated transport
Cellular component (GO): ER to Golgi transport vesicle membrane; SNARE complex; Golgi apparatus
Molecular function (GO): SNARE binding; SNAP receptor activity
Source: RefSeq, a predicted model, not a curated record